This is a messenger RNA of Bactrocera latifrons, 4357 nucleotides long. Its product is annotated as leukocyte receptor cluster member 8 homolog. Gene Ontology annotation, cellular component: nucleus. The transcript is spliced from 6 exons. The record is from RefSeq and is a predicted model, not a curated record. The coding region runs from base 351 to 2804 and encodes 817 amino acids. NCBI's taxonomy places the organism in Eukaryota, Metazoa, Arthropoda, Insecta, Diptera, Tephritidae.
GUUACUGUUCAAUAUGAAUGUUUCGUCAUGAAGUUGACUGAAAUGUAAUUUGUAAAAGGUUUUUGCGUUAACACAAAACCUAAUAAAUUUUUUAAAGAUAUGCUUUGGAGUAUUAAAAAAACAUAUUAUUAAAGGUGCAGUGCAAUAACAAGGAAACAUUAUCGCGAAUUAUAUUUAGGUUCUGUGCUUAAAAUAACUUUCUAACUGUUGUUGCAUGGCUCCGACUGAGUUCUGGUGAAAAUUUUCAACGUAAGGUAAGUUUUGUUAAACAUAGAGUGCUAAAAGAAGGGACUGUUUACAACGAGUUCUGCGGCCUGCCAGCAGAAAAAACUUAUUUUUGUGACUGUAAUAUGUCUGAAGCUAUAGCUGCACCACUAAUACCUCAACUGCAAGAGAUGCAGCAACAACAACAACAUAAUGGCGUUAAUACUAAUGCUACGAACCCUCAGCAAUGGUAUUCCAAUCCUUGGUAUGCUAAUCAACAAUACCAACAACAAUAUAGUCAAUAUUAUCAAUACUACAUGCGAUAUGGAUUACAACAACAGCAGCAGUCUCAACAAAACAAUAAUGCACCUCCUGGCUUUAGUAAUUUGGUAAGUCAACAUACCGAUAAAAGUUUGCCACCAUUACCAUCUGGUCCACCGCCUCCACCGCCAAUAACCCCUGGUAACAAUCAGUUGCAAGGUAAUCAAAAGGGUUUUGGUGGAAUACGUUUCAACUUGAAUCAACAGAAGCGUUUAGCGAAUGCUCCCAAUCCUUUACAAAAUUCAAGUUCCCCGAUGAAUACUUCAACUUUCCAAAAUAAUGCGGCUAACAGCGGUGUGAAUGCAACAACCAUGAACAACAUAAUUGGCAGCGGUAAAAAAAAACGUAAACGUAAUAAGAAACAGAAUCCACUACAACAACAGCAGCAGGCUGCUUUCGAUGCUCAUUUUGAAAAUUUGAAUACAAGUCAACAAAUGAUGGGAAACUUCGUUAACACAUCUUUACCACCACCUACAGUUCCUCCUCCUAUAUCUGCAGAUUUAUCGAAACCGCCUCCUCCAAUCAUGUCAUAUAAUAAUUUCAAUGUGAAUAGUGUUAAUAAACAGGGCGAAACAAAAUCACUUACUAACCAUGUCAGUUCUGUUGAAACACCGAAUAAGAAAUUAAAUCUAUUUAAUAAUCCAAAUGAUGCUUGGCCAGAGUCUUUAAACAGUUAUGUAGCUCGUUGCUAUGCUAAAUGCGCUACCGAUUUGGAUAAGGACCAAGUUGAUAUAUGUUUGAAAGGAAAAAUUAUGGCAGCUGCUAAUCGUAAUGAGCUUUGGACUCGCGAUUGGGACAAUGAGCCAGUACCGAGUGUUCAUAGCGAAAGAAACAAUAUCCAAAUGCAACUGUACAAUCAGAAAAAUAAGCAACAACAGUCACAGGAUCAAAUAAAAGACACACAAAAUUAUAAACAGCACCAUAAUCAAAGUUGCCAGAAACAAUCAACACAACAAAAGAAUUUAAAAGGUAUAUCACAUAGUUUAAACGCUCGACUAGGUCAACGGAACUCCUUUGGUGGCGACAAGAGGACAUCAAGGGAUUCUAGGAGUCGUUCACGCUCUCCACAAUCAAAUAAAUAUCGCAAGCGAAGUACUCGUUCACGUUCGUGUAGUCCCAUAUCAAGUCCGCGCCGAAAAAUCUGUCGCAGUUCUAGUUCGGAAUCUUCUGAUCGGCGAUCUUCCGAUAAUUUCAUUCCUUUUAAUCCCUCUAGUAAAAAGACACAAAAAGCUAAUACUUCGAAAAGAAGCAAACAUGUUAAAGGCGCCAAUUCUAAAUCUAAAUUACCCUUUUAUUCGUCUUCUAUCGGUGGGGCGGUUGAUGAUGAUACUACCCGUUUGCAACAGCGCGCAGCACGCUUUUCUCAAGGAUCGCAAAAGUCGGUUAUGUCGGUAGCAAGUUCCCCUUUCGUUGUUUCGAAGCAACAAAAACAAAAGAAAUUGGUAAAUAGUUUGGGCGGGCGUAUGUGUAUGGAUAUUGAAUCGACGGGUGGUUUUGAAACAGGUUUGGAUUUAUUCGAUUUACAUAUAGUAGGUACAUGUAGGGACUUGGAAAAGUCAUUUCUUCGACUAACCAAGGCGCCGUUACCAUCGGAAGUGCGGCCCAUUGAGGUGUUGGCGCAUUCGCUGCAAAAUGUGAAACAAAAAUGGAGGGACAAUCAGGAUUAUUAUUAUGCAUGUGAUCAACUUAAAUCUAUACGUCAAGAUUUGACAGUACAAGGUAUUCGUGAUAAGUUCACAGUAGAAGUAUAUGAAACACAUGCACGUAUUGCAAUGGAAAAAGGUGAUCAUGAAGAGUUCAAUCAAUGUCAGACACAAUUAAAAAUGCUUUAUACGGAAGUGGGAGCUAGUGUGAAUUCAUUGGAAUUUACAGCAUAUCGUAUAUUGUACUAUAUAUUUACAAAAAAUACCUUGGAUACAACCACUGUUCUACGCUCAAUAAAACAAACUCAGCGUGAUAAUCCAGCUAUUGCUCAUGCCCUAGCCUUUCGGUCGGCUUGGGCUCUGGGUAACUACUGCAAAUUGUUCCAACUUUACAAGGCCGCGCCUCUGAUGGCGGGACAUUUAAUUGACUGGUUUAUCGAUAGAGAACGCAAGUGCGCAUUACGAACUAUUAUUAAAGCUUACCGACCAUCUAUUGGCAUUGACUAUGUUUCAAAUUUACUUGCUUUUGGAAGUAAAGAAAAAUGCAAAGAGUGGUUAGAGACAUUCGGCAUGCCAAUGACUGGCACUGAAAGUGAUCAUAUUGAUUGCAAAGUAGCAGCAACAAUGAAUAUCUAAUUAAAAUACUGUAUUGGGUAAUAAGGAAAUUAUACCGUGGAGUGAUAUUUUGAGCGUUGGCGGAAAUUACAACAUUAUAUAGAGUGACUGUGGAAAAAAACAUUCUUUACGAUGAAACCAACCAUUUAGAGCUCAAGCACCCCGACAAAAAUUUAUCAGCUUGCGAAACACCUCAUUGGGUUCACUUCAUGAGAUAUAGUAGUAUUUUGUACGUCAGGUGUUUUAAAUUCACGCGGUACAAACUUUUUUAAACGUUUAAAAUUUACAAUGGUUAACGCUCGGUAAUUAUUGUGGGGAUUACAAAUUAUUUAAAAAGUGAGAGGGUAUUUCAAUCUAAAAUUUUACGCGCGAUCUUUCGAUACACAUCAAAUUAAGUGAACAAAGCUAAAAAAAACUUCAAAUAAAUUUAUAUAUCGCGUAAAGACUUUUUCGGUGUGUUGGAAACGGUAAGCAAUUUUCACACGAUAUAAAAAUUAAAAAAAAAAAUUCGGUUACCGCGUUUAAGAGAUUCUCCAUAUCCACGGAGCACAUAAAGUCAAUCAUAUAAAAGGAAAAGUAAAAAAUCAAAACCACGCUGAUKGGAUAAACAUCUCAUAAAGUCGAAGUAUAUAGUCAGCAACUGUUUCUUGUCGGCCAUGAUAUAUAUACUUUGGUACACGACCUGUCGCAAUGAAAAAAUUAUUUACUUUAUAUUGAAAUAAUGGUUUUUAAGUUAUACCAUUGAAACGAGGCUUAAAAGUUACGUUGUUAAAUUCUCGAUUCAGUACGUCAUCAAUAGGUUUAAAUAUUUUUUAAUUGAUGCAACUCUUUUGAAGUCAGAUAUACUACUUGUAGUUAUGUAUCUGUGAUUAUGCUUAUGAGAACAAUUUGAUUUGUUCCCUCAGCAGAUUUAUAAUACUAAACAAUUAUUUAAAAUAGGGCGCAAUGUUUAUUAUGUAUAGGCUUCACUAUCCAGAGGAUUAUUGUGAAUUUUAUCAUAUAAAUGUAAAUUUUCCUAAUGUUUUUUUUUUGUCUCUUCUACAAUUAUCGUUGAUUUUUUAUGAACUUUAUAAAAUUUAUUGCAAAAUUAAGUGCUUUCUAAGAUGAUGGAAUGUURAAGCCGCUGUUGGUUUAUCCUCGUGCUAUCUUCAACAUUUAGAAUUGGAUACCUCGAAAGUGAAAACGUAAACUAUACAAUUGUCUACUAUUUCGACCCACAUAACUACAACACGGAAAUGUCUCAACAGCAACGUCGCAUCAAACUUCACCUUCAAUUUUCAAUGCACAACCAGAAUGGAAAUUCGUUUAAGCAGCACGGCCAUCAUGCUAUCUUUAAUAAUAACGCGAUGAGUUCGCUGAUUUUAUUAAUUAUUACAUUUAAAGUACUUUUAAAUGUAUUAGGAAUUUUUAAAGGUUCUAGAUUUAAGUAUUUAUAUAUGUAUUCAUAACUGUUACUGAUUUCUGAUUGUUUUUUUGUUUGGCAUUUGAAAGCAGCUGCCAAAAAAGAUUGCUCUCGUCAUUUGCAUAUGGUUGACACACGUCUGCAUGAACAUACAAUAAAUUAGAAAYUUAAA